Arabis nemorensis is the source of this 264-nucleotide messenger RNA. Lineage: Eukaryota; Viridiplantae; Streptophyta; Magnoliopsida; Brassicales; Brassicaceae. The record is from the annotation of a GenBank genome assembly.
AUGGAGUCUUACAUCUGUGAAGCACUCAAUCAGCCAGUAGCCAAGCAGAAUCAGAGACUGAAUGUGGCUGAUAAAGGGAAAGAGAUUGCAGUGGAUUCUGCUGCUUGUCAUGCUAACCCUGAGGGGAAACCAAAAAAAGGCGUCGCUAUAGAAUCUUCAAUCUUAGUAAUGCCUCCUGGAAUUGCUUCAAGUGUGACUGUCACUAUUGUGUCAAAGUCUUUGCAGAUGAUUACUUGUUGCGUGAUUAUCGUUUCGUUUGUUUAA